GCCAAGACUGGUUCUCUCUGGAUCCAGACCCUGACGUGCAAAAAGGGAUUAACCAGUAACCAGGCACUAGAGUGCAGUCCAGAGGCCGAGGCAGCUUCGAUUCACUCUGGGAGAUGACCCCUUACUCGGAGAAGGAGGAAUUGGAUAAGGAUGAGAAGAGGGAGAGGACCGACAUGAUCUGUGGGCAGCGCUGGGACCGUGAGGCAGGGAGAGGAGAGGAGCAGGAAGUGCACAAUCCCAGUAAGGGCGACUCGGCAGUCGGCUGGCAGAGCAGGGCAAGGGAAUUGGCACGCAGGCUUGGACAGCUAUCCAAACCACUCGCCCUCUCCUUGCGGAAGCAGAUCCUGAAGGUGGGAGAGGACUGGAUCUUUCUCUUCCUGCUGGGAAUGCUAAUGGCCACAAUCAGCUUCAGCCUCGAUGUCAUCACCUCCAAGUGCCAGCGAGCCAACCUCUGGGUCUACGACGCCCUGGAAAGAUAUCGCUACCUGCAGUACUUCUCGUGGGUCCUCUACCAUGUCAUCCUUUGUAUGGUGUCCGCUGGAGUAGCCAAGUACAUCUCCCCUCAAGCGGCAGGCUCUGGCAUUCCCGAGUUGAAGGUUACUCUGCGUGGCGUUGUACUCGACGAGUUCUUCACCUUCCGAACCUUCGUGGCGAAGCUGAUCGGUGUCAUCUGCACCCUCGCGGCUGGAAGCACCAUUUUCCUGGGAAAGGUGGGCCCUUUCGUUCACAUGGCUACCAUCCUGGCCACAUUACUGGGAAAAGUCAUGGUGAAGUUUGCAGGUACCAAAGAGAAUAAAGGACGCAAGUAUGAAAUGCUGAUCGCCGGUGCUGCAGUGGGUGUGGCUUGCUGCUUUGUGGCACCUGUUGGAGGUGUCCUGUUCAGCGUGGAGACCACGGCCACCCACUUUGCCGUGCGGAAUUACUGGCGGGGAUUCUUCGCCGCGACGUGUGCUGCCCUGAUGUUCCGAGUCCUGGCCGUGGUGAACAAUGAGCAUGAGACCGUUGCCGUCCUCUUCAGCACUAACUGGAAGGUGGAAUUCCCCUUCGACCUGCCCGAGUUCCUUUCCUUCGCCAUCCUCGGGGUCAUUUGUGGCUGUCUCUGCUGCCUCUACCUCUUCUGCCACAGGAAUCUCACCAUGUUCCUGACCAAACACAAAAAGAUCUCCAAAUUCAUGGCUAAUAACAAGAUCCUCUUUGCGGGGUUUGUGGCUCUUGUGUUGGCGAGUAUGACGUUCCCUCAUGGAGUCGGACAGUACAUUGGUUCCAGGCUGUCCAUGAAGGAACACCUGGAAACGUUCUUCGACAACCGAACGUGGGGCUCCGAUGAGCAGAGGUUCCUGAACAGCAGCAGCCAGCCUCCCUUCCCCACCUACGACGCCAAGUGGCUUCAAUGGACCCACCCCAGGUUGUCCUCUCUGGAAAUGUUGACCUUCUUCAUAAUACUCAAGUUCUUCAUGCUAUUGCUGGCCACGACAAUGGUGCUUCCCGCUGGUUAUUUCCUGCCUGUGUUUGUUUACGGUGCAGGACUUGGGCGGCUGUAUGGGGAAAUAAUGGCAAAGAUCUUUCCAGAAGGAAUCAUAUCAGAAGGAAUUCAGAUCAAAAUCACUCCUUCGGGAUAUGCACUGGCGGGGGCUGCUGCCUAUUCCGGAGCUGUCACCCACACCAUCUCGACUGCCGUGCUGGUCUUCGAGUUGACGGGCCAGAUGUCCCACAUCCUGCCGGUGCUCAUCGCUGUCCUGGUGGCCAACGCCAUCAGCCAGCGCUGCCAGCCCUCCUUCUUUGACGGGAUUGUCAUUGUGAAGAAGCUACCUUACCUGCCCAAGCUGACUGUGGGCAAGAGUGGCGCCCACGACAUCUACGCAGAGGACUUCAUGGUGACGGACCUGAAGUACGUGGCAAAGGACCAGAAGUACAAGGACGUCCGAUUCCUGCUGAAGAACAGCGAGCUGAAGCAGUUCCCCCUGGUUGACUCCACAGAGUCCAAGGUUCUCCUGGGGUCUAUUAAGCGCAAGAACCUGGCCAGACUCCUCGCCACGCAACUAAGCCCAGAGAGGAGGCUGCGGUUCCAGCAGCAGCAAGGGCAGCAGCCCAGCGAGACACCUGUAGAGCAUGAGAUUGUUCCCAGUUCAAAAUCAAACACUGGUGACGAUGCCUGCCCAUCCAAUAGGGAAGAUAAUAUCUACAUCGAAAAUGAGGAUAAAAAAUCUCAGACCGAGGUGGGUCCAGAACGCUGGCCAAGAAAACCAACCAGGAAGAAGCGGUUUCACUGCUAUACCGUGGACGGAGAGGAAGUCUUUGACACUAUGACUACGAGUGAGGUGGAAGAGUGGGAGUACUGUCAGCUCCAGGAAGUCCUACAGCUGGACGAAUCCGUGAUUGAUCCUGCACCCUUCAGGCUUGUAGAAAAGGAAACCCUUCAUGAGUGCUACAACCUCUUCAACCUCCUUGGGCUCAGGAUUGCAUACGUCACCUCCACCGGGAGGCUGGUCGGUGUGGUUGCUCUGAAAGAGCUGAAGGCAGCGGUGGAGAGCUGUGUUAAGGGGACUCCGGCCAGCAAUUGCCAGUCCAACGAGGGGGAGCUGUCCCAGAAGAUCACCCUGAUUGACAACGAGAGACCCAGAGGGAACUGAGAAGGAGAGGAAGGGGCCUUGGUGAUUCGUGGCUCCUGGAAUCUUACCUGCCUGCCUGACGCUGAUUUAUUGCGAUGCAUUUCAGCUUUGAGUAAUCCUUCGUUGAUGAUCCCCAUCUCCCUCCUGCCUCAGCUGAAAGAUAGGUACCUUUUAGUUCAUAGAACAUAGGACAGUAUAGCACAGAAUAGGACCUUCAGCCCACAAUGUUGUGCCGACCUUUUAACCUACUCCAAGAUCAAUCUAACCACUCCAUCCCAUAAAGCUCUCUUUCAUCCAUGUGCCCACUUAAGAGUCUCUUAAAUCAUGUUCAAGUGCAAGUUUAAUUGUCAUUCAACCAUAUAUGAAUACCCAUGAAUAUAGCCAAAUGAAACAGUGCUAUUCCAGGGUCAGAGUGCAAAACUCUGUACCAACAGCACAAGGAACAUAUAGCAGAUAUAAGAUAGCAGUAGAAUACAAUCACACAGAAAAAUAUAGUCCAAGUCCUUGACUCCAUGAACGUUGCAGCAGUCUGUGGUUGAGAACAAUGUAGCUUGUCUUCCACCGAGCAAACACUGGAGAGCAGUACCUGCGCCAGCAAGGAUGCCGCGCCACAUGGCUCCAACACCGACUCUAGCGACUCUCUCCUGGGUGGCUUCAAACAGGCAAUGUCGCAGCUUGAGGUCUAGUCCUUGCUAUGACCAAGGCCAUGUUGCUCCCCCGCCAUUCACCAAUAAAUCAGUUAACUGGACUUGCAGCAUUCCACACCACCAGUGUCCAACGAGGUCUUCCAAUCACAAGAAAGACGACCAGACAAUCACUUGUCAUCAGACUGCACACCUCCUUCGUGCACUGACUCUGAUGCCUCUGUCGCAGCAGCAACAUGGUUACACCAGGUUCAGUUCCUCAGCAACAAGCAACUCACUGAUGGAAUAGGCCUGCAAUACUUUAAGUUCUUAAUGUCCAGCAGGGUCUUGUGAUCAUAAAAAAUACAUUUAAAAAAAGACAAUAACACCUUUGGUCAGCCCCGUAGAAACUGCCGUCUUCCUGGAAACAUUCCUAAUAUCCCACCCCUGCCAGUGUGUUCCUUGCAAUCAGCAUUCUCUGUGUAUAAAAUCUAUUUCUGACAUUACCCCCAUACUUUCCUCCAAUCUACUUAAAAAGAUUAUCUCUCAUAUUAGCCAUUGCUGCCCUGGGGAAAAGGUGUUGGCUGCCCACUCUACCUAUGAAUCUUCAAAGUUCAAAGUAAAUUUAUUAUCAAAGUACAUAUAUGUCACCAUAUACAGCCCUGAGAUUCAUUUUCUUGUGGGCAUACUCAUUAAGUCCAACAACCAUAACAGAAUCAACUUCGGCAUUCAACCAGUGUGCAAAAGACUACGAACUGUGCAAAUACACAAGAAGAUAAGAAAUAAUAGUAAUAAAUAAACAAGAAAUAAAUAUUGAGAACAUGAGAUGAAGAGUCCUUGAAA
Molecule: messenger RNA, 4075 nt
Organism: Mobula hypostoma (lesser devil ray)
Lineage: Eukaryota; Metazoa; Chordata; Chondrichthyes; Myliobatiformes; Myliobatidae
Product: chloride channel protein ClC-Ka-like
Exons: 23
Coding region: 114-2630 (838 amino acids)
Biological process (GO): transmembrane transport; chloride transport
Cellular component (GO): plasma membrane
Molecular function (GO): voltage-gated chloride channel activity
Source: RefSeq, a predicted model, not a curated record